AGUUGCAACGGAAGCUCUAAUACGACCGAGCCGCCUUUGACAUAAAGUGAUCUUAUUGUAUCAAAUUAUUUGUGACUAAAAUUUACUGUUCGUUUUUACGUUCGUUCAAUGAUGUUUAUUGAAACCCUGUAAUAAUAAAUACAAUGUACAUAACAAGUAAUAUUUUUUAAAAUGUGCUUUCCUCCUAUUGGGUUAAGAUUUAAAUUUAAAGUACUUCGAAGUUUAUUAUUAAAAAGAACGACUACGCGUGCGCAAAAGAAGUACAAGAAAUUUGGCGGAAAGAAAAUCGCCGCAAAGAAAUUUAAGGUGACAUGGCAAAGAAGACGUUAGGCUGAUGUCGCUAGUUGGAACUGAAGUGACGUUUUUGAAGUCAUCUUCAUCAUCGUCAAGUUCAUCUUCUUUUGGCGCGUUUGCAAAAAAUGACGAGAGUAAAUUUUUUACGAUGCGCGCGCACACCGACACCUAAAAACGACACCAAGAAGUUGUUACGAUGCGCGCGCACACCGAAACCUAAAAGCGACAACUUCAGUUGGUAGUUGUCUGUCAACUGUCAAGUUUUCUCGAGAACUGAUAACUAUAUUCGAGGUUAAUUACAAUUGCUACGUUGAAUUUAUGUAUGGGUUAUGGAAUUGCUCCAAAAUCAUUCGAAUACCAUGGUAUCUGUAAAAGUAUGUUCUGCAAUUCAAUGGAAGCUUUAAAUCGAUUAAAAAAUUGCACUGUGGUGUUAGGGAACCUCCACGUGUUGCUGCUAGAAAAAACUAGACGAGAACAUUUUACAAAUGUGUCAUUUCCAAAACUGAAAGAGAUUACAGGUUUUCUAGUAGUGUACCGAGUAAGAGGUUUGGAGAACCUCGGACAGUUGUUUCCCAAUCUAGCAAGGAUACGUGGUGCCCAGCUUUUGUACAACUAUGCACUCAUCGUUUAUGAUAUGCCUAAUCUAAAAGAGAUAGGACUCUACAGUUUACUAAAAAUCGAUAGAGGCGGUGUUAUAAUCUGGACAGUAUCACAAGCGUGUUUCAUAGACACAGUGGAUUGGAAAUCUAUUGCGCCCGGUUCCAGGCACGUGCUAAGUGUGGAUAGACAUGCUCAUUGUUAUAUACAUUGCACAUGCAGCAGGAACGCUUUGACGAACCAUUGUUGGAACAACAGAAAAUGCCAACGUUACCUAGAAGGCCCCGAAGGUGAAAAAUGUAAAAGCCAAUGUCUCGGUUGUCGGAAGACAAAUAGCAGCGAUUGUUCCGUUUGCCGACAUUACACGUUCAGGGGGCAAUGUGUCUCCGAGUGCCCCAACGGAACUGUCGUUCUGCCAGUAAACGAAUAUUGUCUGAGCAACGACGAAUGCAACAAGCUGGAUGGAUGGUCGUGGAAUAAUACUUGUAUAUUUGAAUGCCCCCUAUAUUAUGUUAAAGAAAAAACUGCAAACGGUUUCACCUGUAGGUGGUGUAAGAAUUGUACGGAGACCUGUGGAAGUCAAUUCAUUCGAAGCAUUGAAACAAUACAAGCAGCUAGACGAUGUGUCUAUAUUAAUGGCUCUUUGACUAUACACAUUUCAUCAAUACCUGAAAUUGUUCAAGAAUUAAGAACGUUUCUAAGCGUAGUACAAGAGGUUUCUGACUAUAUAGUUAUUUAUGGUUCGAUUGCUAUUACAUCUUUAGAUUUUUUAUCGUCACUUAAACGUAUUGGUGGAAGAAAUUUACAAAAAGGAAAGUACAGCCUUGUUAUAUAUGAUAUGCGGAAUCUUCAGACAUUAUUUUUGUCGAAUGUCACAGAAAAUCUUAAAGUCGAUCAUGGAACUGUAAACUUCUAUGGAAACCCAAUGUUGUGUGCGAGUCAAAUUGAAAAAGUGCAAAUGAAAUUUCCGACUCAACCAAAUGAAAUAGAUGUCCCACAAGGCAUGAAUGGUUACAGUGGCGGGUGUAAGGAAGUAUCUCUUGGACUUCAAGUAAGAGUUCUGAACGAGACAUCAGCUCUGGUAAUGUUUUCGCCAAUAGCUGAUACAGACGUACAUUAUUCCCUUCUCUACGUAAAACUUCCUCAAAGUGUUCAUGAGACUUUCGUUCCAGAAACAUGCAGCGAAUCAGAAUGGUUUGCAGUAGAUGUUCCACCUGUGUUCAGUCAGCUAGGUAUGGUUCAACUUUCAUCCCUACAUCCUGCUUCAAGUUACGCUAUUUGUAUAGAAACUUACGAUCCUAUACACAGAAACCUUGCUAGAAGUACAAUACUAAGUUUUAAAACUCUUGUUGGCAAACCUGAACCUCCUUUCAUUUCGGAACUAGUUGCUUCAUCGUCUGACGUCGUAGUUAUUCGUUGGGUAGAUCACAAGAACUACAGAUCUCAUAUUUCACAUUAUGAACUGGAUGUUAAUUUGAUUGAUAUUCAUUCUAAAGAUAUUUUGGCUAGAGACCAUUGCGUAAAUAAGGACGAAAGUUACUAUGAAAUAGAUUUUACACGACAUGCCGUAGUUUUGAAACCACCUCCAAGCUAUGAAAAAGGUUGUGAAUCAAUGUGUGGAGUACUUUCUUCAGUAACAGAAGGGGCUAUGACAGAAGAGCAUUUUGAGGUGUGCAAUAAAUAUGAUUUAGAAUGUGGAUUAGAAACUAACAUACGAAGCAAUAAAAGCUUCGGAAAGUACGUUCAAAGUUUAGCCAUAGAUAUAAAAGGCCCGAGAAAUGAUUUCCAAAUUGGAGGUUUAGCACCAUUUAGAGAUUAUAAGUUUAAAUUGCGAGCAUGCACUGAACAUUCUUGCAGUAGAUCUGCUCGGGGCGCUGUAAGAACGCUUCGCAAACACGGCGCAGAUAUACCUUCUAUUACAUUUAUAGAAGCUAAUUUAACUGGAUACGUAACUGUGUAUUGGAAACCACCUUUGCUUACAAACGGCCCAAUAUUAUCAUACACUAUUGAAGUUUUACCGAGUAUAAUUUUAAAUGAUUUUAACAAUCUUUUACCACAAGUAUGGUGCAUAUCCAAUAAUACGACUAGCUUGACUGUCAAAUCAGAAAAAGCUAUGAAAUAUAUUAUAAGGGUCUGUACAACCACCCUGGGUUCUAGUAAAUCAUGUACUGGUUGGAAAAAAAUUUAUGUUACUAUAAAACGCAUCCCAACUUGGUGGUGGACUGGAAUAUUAUUUGGUGUCAUUCUAUAUUUCGUUUCAACUUUGGUUGGUUGGUUGUAUAAAAAUAGAAGAAACUACAUAGAUAUGAUACCUUUACUUGAUAAUAGGUUGAGUUACGGGAAUGAAACGGAACCACCGAGUUUUAUGUUGACAGACUUGGCUCCAAUCUACUCUAUUCCAUUGCGUGAUACUCAUUUGGAUUAAAAGUAAAAAUAAUGAUUAAGGAAAGUAACAAAUAUGAAAAAUGGUGAAUAUAUAAAUAAAGAUUUUUUUUCUAAAACAUCUGUUAAAAUUAUAAAUUUAGCAUAAGGAAAUAUCAAUUUAUUUGUGUAAUAUAUUAAGAACAUAAUAGCAACACUGAUAUUUGAGUCGAGUAAAUUUGAUG
This is a messenger RNA of Parnassius mnemosyne (clouded apollo), 3497 nucleotides long. NCBI's taxonomy places the organism in Eukaryota, Metazoa, Arthropoda, Insecta, Lepidoptera, Papilionidae. The record is from the annotation of a GenBank genome assembly.